Messenger RNA from Lathyrus oleraceus (garden pea), 3387 nucleotides. Its product is annotated as leucine-rich repeat receptor-like tyrosine-protein kinase PXC3. The record is from RefSeq and is a predicted model, not a curated record. NCBI's taxonomy places the organism in Eukaryota, Viridiplantae, Streptophyta, Magnoliopsida, Fabales, Fabaceae. Gene Ontology annotation, molecular function: receptor serine/threonine kinase binding; protein kinase activity; ATP binding. The coding region runs from base 440 to 3100 and encodes 886 amino acids. Gene Ontology annotation, biological process: protein phosphorylation. The transcript is spliced from 3 exons.
AUGUUGAAGUAUACCCCACAGUGGUCAGACAGACAGGAGUUUUAUGCAGCUUUCAUUCACUGCCCAUUUCUCGUGAAACUCUCUUCCUACAUCACACUCUCUCUUUUCCUUUCUUUCUCUUCUCUCUUUUCUCACACAACAAAACACCUCAUCCGUGAACCACACUUUACUAUACUACUAUACUAACUAUCAUUCUACUAUUCUCCCCUAUCUCUUUCUCUCUCAUUUCAUCUCUUCCAUUUCCUCAACACCGAAGAGGUUACAACUUUUCAGCUACAAUCACUUUCACUUAUUUCAUCUACUGUUACAAAGUCUGAAAUAUUAUUCCCUUGAAGCAAGUAAUGGAAGCAGCAACAUUGUUUCAAAUCCUCACAUUUGUGAAAUAAAGAAAAAAGGGGUGAAGAAAAGUAUGUUUUUUUGAGUGAAAAGAACAACAGUGAUGGAAGUUCUGUGCUUGUUGUAUAUUGUGUUGGGUUUGUAUCUUUCAGUUGGUGAGUUUGUUGGUGCUGAGUUACAAGACCAAGCUAUAAUACAUGCCAUCAAUCAAGAGCUUAGAGUUCCUGAAUGGAGUGAUGCAAACAUUUCUGAUUACUGUACAUGGCAAGGGGUUUUAUGUGGCAAUCAUUCAAUGGUGGAGAAGCUUGAUCUUUCUCACAGAAGCCUUAGAGGUAAUGUGAGUUUAAUCUCUGAGCUCAAAAGUUUGAAGUUGCUUGAUCUUUCUAAUAAUAACUUUGGUGGAUUGAUUCCUCUUGCUUUUGGGGAUUUGUCUGAGCUUGAAAUUCUAGAUUUGUCUUCUAAUAAGUUUGAAGGUUCAAUUCCAUCACAGUUUGGUGAUCUCAGAAGCUUAAAAUCGUUGAACAUUUCUAAUAAUUUGCUUGUUGGUGAGUUACCAAUGGAACUUCAUGGCUUAAAGAAAUUGCAGGAUUUGCAACUUUCUAGUAAUCAGUUCAGUGGUUUUAUACCUUCUUGGGUGGGGAAUUUAACCGAUUUGAGAGUUUUUUCGGCGUAUGAGAAUCGUUUAGAUGGUAGGAUUCCAGAUAAUCUAGGCUUGAUUCCUGAACUUCAGAUACUUAACUUGCACUCUAACCAGCUUGAAGGUCCGAUACCAGCGAGCAUUUUCGCUUCGGGGAAGCUAGAAGUUCUGGUUCUCACUCAGAAUAAUUUUAGUGGUGAUCUUCCGGAGGAAAUUGGGAACUGUCGUGGCCUUUCAAGCGUUAGAAUUGGAAACAACCAUCUCGUAGGUGCUAUUCCGAAGACCAUUGGAAAUCUUAGUAGCCUAACAUAUUUCGAAGCCGAUAAUAAUAAUCUUUCUGGUGAGUUAGUAUCGGAGUUUGCACGGUGUUCUAAUCUCACCCUUUUGAAUUUAGCUUCAAAUGGAUUUUCUGGGACGAUUCCACAAGAGUUUGGACAACUUAUGAAUCUUCAGGAAUUGAUUUUGUCUGGAAAUGGCCUAUUUGGUGAUAUUCCAAAACCAAUUCUCAGUUGUAAAAGCCUCAACAAGCUUGAUAUAAGCAACAACAGAUUCAAUGGGACGAUACCGAAUGAAAUCUGCAAUAUUUCUCGGUUGCAGUACUUGUUAUUGAAUCUGAAUUCUAUAAGAGGAGAGAUCCCUCAUGAAAUUGGAAGCUGUGCAAAACUCCUUGAAUUACAGUUGGGGAGUAAUUAUUUGACUGGAACUAUUCCUCCCGAGAUCGGUCGCAUCAGGAACUUACAGAUAGCUUUGAAUUUGAGCUUCAAUCAUCUCCACGGGCCACUGCCACUGGAAUUGGGUAAACUGGACAAACUUGUUUCUCUCGAUGUUUCGAAUAAUCGGCUAUCAGGUAAUAUCCCAACCGAGCUUAAGGGAAUGUUGAGCUUGAUAGAGGUGAAUUUCUCGAAUAAUCUAUUUGGAGGUCCUGUACCGACAUUUGUACCGUUCCAGAAGAGUCCUACUUCGAGUUUUUUAGGAAAUAAAGGGCUCUGUGGAGAUCCAUUGAACUCUUCAUGUGGAAAUAUUUAUGAUGAUCACGGUAGUUACCAUCACAAGGUUUCUUACAGAAUCGUAUUGGCAGUUAUCGGUUCUGGUUUGGCAGUUUUUAUGUCAGUAACUAUAGUUGUCUUGCUGUUUAUGAUCAGAGAGAGGCAAGAAAAAGCAGCUAAAGAAGCUGCCGGUAUUGUUGAUGAUCCAACUGAUGAUAAACCAACUAUCAUAGCAGGGACGGUUUUUGUCGAUAAUCUACAACAAGCGAUAGACCUCGACGCUGUUGUUAAUGCAACUUUGAAAGACUCGAAUAAACUCAGCAGCGGAACUUUCAGCUCAGUUUACAAAGCAACCAUGCCUUCUGGUGUGGUUUUAUCUGUCAGGAGACUGAAAUCUGUGGACAAGACAAUAAUCCACCAUCAGAACAAGAUGAUUCGAGAACUCGAAAGGCUAAGCAAAGUAUGUCACGAUAAUCUUGUGCGACCUAUCGGCUAUGUCAUUUACGAAGAUGUUGCUCUUCUCUUGCAUAAUUAUUUUCCUAAUGGAACAUUGUCUCAGCUUCUUCAUGAAUCUACCAAGCAACCUGAAUAUCAGCCUGAUUGGCCAGCUAGGCUAUCCAUCGCCAUCGGUGUCGCGGAAGGUUUGGCUUUCCUUCAUCAUGUGGCAAUUAUCCAUCUUGACAUUUCUUCUGGCAAUGUUCUUUUGGAUGCAAACUUCAAGCCAUUGGUUGGAGAGAUUGAGAUUUCAAAACUUCUCGAUCCAACCAGAGGAACCGGAAGUAUUAGCGCAGUUGCCGGUUCCUUCGGCUACAUACCUCCAGAAUAUGCAUACACCAUGCAAGUGACAGCACCGGGAAACGUUUACAGCUACGGUGUUGUUUUGUUGGAAAUCCUUACAUCUCGACAACCUGUUGAAGAAGAUUUCGGAGAAGGUGUAGAUUUGGUCAAGUGGGUUCAAAGUGCUCCUGUAAGAGGCGAAACUCCAGAGCAGAUACUUGAUGCGAGGCUUAGCACAGUUUCCUUCGGUUGGAGGAAAGAAAUGCUCGCUGCUCUAAAGGUUGCGUUGCUCUGCACCGACGGCACACCAGCCAAACGGCCGAAAAUGAAGAAUGUAAUUGAAAUGCUUAGAGAAAUUAAGUAAAACCGAGGGAAACAAACCAUCAGAUUUGAAGUAUGUGAACCUGUCAUGAAUACUGUCACUGAGGAAGCGUGGAUUACAAGUUACGAUUUUAAAUAGUAGUCUUGUAUCAGGAGUUAUAUAUUACAUGAUGAAGGUGAUGUAUGAAAGUAAAAUCGAAGUUAUAGGAAUUGAUAGAUCUCCAUCAUUCUAGUGUGUCCAAAUGAUUAGUUAUGAAAUCUAUUUGAGUUGGACACUAUGUUAUUAGGUUCUUAUUGAAUAUAUGCAUGCAAGGAAAGGCCUUGAUUAUA